AUGAUCGAACAGGUAACAGAUUGGCUUCAGCUUGCUCCAGUACAGACGUACUUUUUUGGUCUAGACGACAUUCGAAGAGCGGACGUGCAAAUCGUCAUGCGAAUUGGAACCCUGCCAUGGACACACGACGUUUGUCUCCUCCGGGAGAACUCGAAGUCGUACUUGCGACCAGCCAUGGCCAAUGCGACUUACUUUCGAUUUUAUAAUUAUUACUGUCUAAAUAAUGUCGGUCGAGUAAUGUCACCAAGGGAGGCAAUUAUCAUAGCCACGUCUACAAUGCGAGCAUAUGCCAAGGUGGCCACGAACAAUGCGUCUGUGUUUGCUACAGGUGGAACCCUGCCAUGGACGGUCAGGUCGGUUCGGUCGCUUCGGUCCGGUGACCAGCGUUCACACCGGCGGAGACGAUGGUCGUCGUCGAUUCACAAAGCGAAGCAGCACGGGUGGUCGAUGCUCAACGGAGGAUAA
This is a messenger RNA of Soboliphyme baturini, 465 nucleotides long. The record is from the annotation of a GenBank genome assembly. Lineage: Eukaryota; Metazoa; Nematoda; Enoplea; Dioctophymatida; Soboliphymatidae.